Molecule: messenger RNA, 694 nt
Organism: Polistes dominula (European paper wasp)
Lineage: Eukaryota; Metazoa; Arthropoda; Insecta; Hymenoptera; Vespidae
Gene: Gint3
Product: GDI interacting protein 3
Cellular component (GO): cytoplasm
Molecular function (GO): protein binding
Source: RefSeq, a predicted model, not a curated record
AAAUCAAUUGUGAGAAAUAAGACCAUAAACUAUAGAGAUCAGUUAUAAGGGAAGAAAUAUUGUAAAUGAGACUUGUAUGCUUGUUAAUAUAAUAUAACGAUGAUGACUUUUGUUUCAUAGUUUGAGCAGUUUGCCACAGUUACUACCAUUUUCUUGAAGUUUUAAUGUGCAUUCUAGGUUUAUAUAUCUAUUGAUGACAAUUCGAGGAUCUUUAAAUAUGUCAGAUAGAAUAGUGCGAGAUUAAACACGAAAAAGUUUGUUCGUGUAAUGAGCAGUACAUGUGAAAAUUCGUGUCCGUGGAAGGACUACUUAGAAGAUACAAUUAAUAAAUUAACUUCUUAUUUAACGAAUUUUCUUCCAUCGAGUUUUGGCCUAACCUUCGAUUCGACCAACACUGUUAUCUUUGGCAAUGAACCUUUUUUAAGGUUUUCCGAAUUUUUCCAAGAAUUGAUAUCAUUGUUAUCUUUUGAUGAAUUUCAAUUGCAAUUGCUUAAAAUCUUUCUGUUUAUACUUACAAGUACAAUUGCUUUAAUUUGUAUUGCCUGGCACAUAUAUGGUUUGAGAAUAUCUGAACAAUUUAUGAAUCCAAGUGGCCUACCCGGAUAUUACGGAAAAUCUUCAGAAUAAUUAUUAACUAUUACUACUUCUAAGUUUUAUUAUUGAAAUUAUUAAACGAUUAAUAUAUAUUUUUAAU